CCUUGCUUCUAUUCAUUUAUUGGGUUGAGACAAAUAUACAGCAUGAAUACCAAUAUGCCAACAAGGUAAAUAAUAUAUAUUUUCAUCUGAUGAUGAUAUUUCUGAGUAAAUGUGGAAAAAAAAUCCUUCGCAAUUCUCUCACUUACUUUUCACGUCCUAACUCAACACCAGUCGGAUUUCACAGCAAACUUCUCUUCAUCUGACUUUCUCUGAGCCGUGUUUGUCACUUACCAAGUAAAAAUCAAAUAAUGGUGAAAUUAAUAUUAAUAUUUCUCUACUGAUCUGUGAUAUGAAUAUAAUUCACAUAUGUUAAUUGGACCAUGAUUUAAUAAAUUAUCAUCAUGCUAUAUUGAGGACGACUUAGUGUCAGUCUUUGUUUCAUCCGAUUUCAUAUAUUAUAAUAUUUCAGAUUUUUAUCGACUUUACUCAAAAGCUCUUUCCCAGCAUUCUCAAGCCCAGUGUCUGACGUGUCUGACUGGUACGCUUUUAUUCUGAAGGCUCAAAGCAGGAAGUCGCUGAGCCGCGCGCUCGCAUUACCCCGCGGAGAGGAGGAGGCGCGCCGCAGAGCCGCGGAGCCGCAGCGCGGGAUGGAGCACUGAGCAGCUCACCGGACACCUUCUCAUCCCCGGAUGUUCCCCGUGUGAUGGCGCACGCGGGGCUUUUCUUUGUCGUGGUGGUGACGGCAUCUCUGACAGGCGCCGGUUCCUCGUCCAGCAAGGAUGUGAGCCAGAGGAAGGAGGUGGAGACGGCCGCGGUGGAGCUGCUGCGGCCCGGCGGCGUGGAUGGGGCUCCGGCCCGCUCCGCCUGCGACCCCCGGGCCGGGAGGAGGCGCUGCAAGAGGUGCACGUGUUACACUUACAAGGACAAGGAGUGCGUGUACUACUGCCACCUGGACAUCAUCUGGAUCAACACGCCAGAGCGCACCGUCCCGUAUGGAAUGUCCAGUGACCGCGUGAGACGCUCCCCCCAGGCGGCGCGGCGGCGGAGGGGCGGGGGGAGCCCCCGCUGUGCGUGCACGCGGCGGAGCGACGCUCACUGCAGCGGCUUCUGCAUGGACAGGAGGCCGACGCCAUCGGCGCCAAACGCAAACGAGACUUGGGCCUCUCGGCGCAGCCGCCCUGAAACGGACAAAUAAGUGAGAUGCGACACGACCGCCGGCGUCCUGCGCACAAGCCGUCCCUCAUUACUCAGCGCCUCCCCGUCCGACUGACGGACGCACAACCGCCAUGCUGCUCGCACGGAAACACGCAAAGCAAAGGUCACCGGCCGGCGUCGGCUCGGGCAGGUGUGCUCAUUAUUCUGUCCCAGCUGAGGAAUGGCGCACGUGGCUCGCCCGGCUCCACCGUGACAGACCGCCGGAGUUCCCACGCGUCCCCGAGCUGGAGGCCGCUGGCGUGCGACCCCCCCCCCCCCCCACCACCUCGUCGGCGUGUUGAAACCAUCCGUUCUCCACAAAUCCCCCGUGUGUCGCAGUCACUGACACGUGCAACAUAUCAUCCUUUUUUAUUGGUUUCGACAGGAACAGCCUGAAUCCUCCACAAGGGACUUUUAUUACUCCAGCCUUGUGAAUAGGAAAUGUGUUUCAAUAUAUAGGCUCUAAAUUAUGAAGAUGAUAACAAGAUGUUGUGCAUAGAAUUAUAUAUGUGAUCACGCUAAUCGCUAUUUUCUUCAUUCGUCUGUUUAUUAUGUUUUAAACUCCAACUCCUUUCCCCAUAAACCGACCAUCUGCCCACCGGCGGCCUUUACACGCUCGACCAAACGCUGUGCAUAUUAUGCAACUAGGGUUUUACUUAUGGAAGGUAGAAGCUGGUACGCUGUGAAUGGGAAAUAGCAAAUUUGCUGAUGUUUGUCUUGUAAACAGUUGAAUUGGAAGCUACAGAACCUAAUAGUUAAUUAUACAGUUUAAAUGAAUGAAAAGAACUCACCCACAUUCUAAAAUCCCACAUGCAUUCAUCUUCAGGCUGCUGUCUGUUGGGAUCACAGCCGCAAUCUGCCAACAAGUCACAUCGCUUUUUUAAAGAAAAAACACAGAUGAAGUCAAAUUCUUCGUUCUCCAUCGCGUCACUCGUGCACCGCGGUGAUAAUCACGUGACGCCUCCCCGUGUCCCACGUUGACAGGGGCGCACAGACCACGUAGAGGCAGUGGUUCCGUGUGUGAAAGGAUUUCUUGCUGUGUGACUCUGAUCCUUUAUUUAGAGCUGGACGGUACGAUCAGAUAUGUGUUUUUUGAGCUGCAAACCAAAUAUGAUGCAUCACUGUUGGUGUUUAAUAUUGACUAUAGUAUUGUUAAUAUUGAAUAUCUUUACAAAUGUACUGUAUAAAAAUCGAUAUUUAAUUUUCUGAAAACCCUUUUUAUGCCUUUGUUUAGUAUUUUCAAGCGUCAUGGCGGGUGUUUUACGCUGCGGUUGGAAUUACAUUUAAAAUGAAAAUACAUCCUGAACCUGGAAAAAUAAUAUCUGCUAAACCACGUUUGUUUGAUCAGAAGCGACGUUGACACCCGAAGCGAGUUGAAAUGAUGAGAAACACUUAAACAGUCAGAACGUUCUGCACUAUGCAGGCGGGACGACGAUCUGUGGUUUUUAUAUUGUUUCUACUCGUGAAUUACAGGAUCAAACUAUUGGCACUAUACAAUAUGAAUGCUUUGAAUAUUUUGGCCACUCUAGUACUACUAUACUACUACUAGUCACACAAUGUGUAUUAAAAAUCAUCAUUAGGAGACGCAUUGUAAUCAUACACAAUGUUGUACAAUAACUUUUAUUCACAGUUUAUGGUCAUUAUGGCAAUUUCACCCUGAUUCUCUAUUCAUUUUCAAGUACAAAUACAGUUUUUUUUUUAUAUUUCAUAUUGCAAUAACUUGUUUUAAGUGACCAAGGGAACAGUUAUGCAGAUCCUAUGCACUGAUGAUUCAGCAGCCAUGCAGGGCUCUGAGCACGAUGAUAUCUGCUCCAUCCAGCAGCAGCAGAUGAUUCGAUCCCUGUUUGCUGUAUGUAGUGUGACACGGACCAGAUUCCACCUACCGGACCACACGUGAUGUGGUAGGAUGAAAACUGAAUGACUGGAUCUGUUAUUUUGUUCCUCCCCAUCUGGCAUUUGAACUGAAUUUACUUUAGUGAAUGUAUUAACCUGCUAUGUGUGACUUAAGCUGCAGACGAGCUCAGUAUCUGGAUACAUUAUAACUGGUCCAAAGCUUGUUUUUAAAUGAAUAAAAAGACUUUCAUCAUCUUU
Molecule: messenger RNA, 3225 nt
Organism: Gasterosteus aculeatus aculeatus (three-spined stickleback)
Lineage: Eukaryota; Metazoa; Chordata; Actinopteri; Perciformes; Gasterosteidae
Product: endothelin-3
Biological process (GO): intracellular calcium ion homeostasis; regulation of vasoconstriction; regulation of systemic arterial blood pressure by endothelin
Cellular component (GO): extracellular region
Molecular function (GO): endothelin B receptor binding; hormone activity
Source: RefSeq, a predicted model, not a curated record